AUGGGGGUACAAUGUCAAGGUUUUCACUCACAGUCAAGUUAUCAGGCCAAGUCGUACUACCGGAUUAGCAACGUUGCAUUCAACGCGAUACUCCUGAUUUUGGCCUUGCAAUACCCUGCUAGCUCAAUACCAAAGUCAUACGAGGAGGCACUUAGCAUAGUCGGCAGGUUGGGCCUUGGUUAUGAGAGUAUCCAUGUGUGCCCGAAUAACUGUGUAUUGUUCCGGAAGGAUUAUGCCAAGGAGAAUAAUUGCCCCAGGUGCAAAGCCUCCAGAUGGAAAGAUGCUGAUGGUAGGAGAAAGAUCCCAGAGAAGGUGCUGAGGCACUUCCCAUUGAUUCCAAGGCUGCAAAGAAUGUUUCUUUCAAAGGAGCGAUCAAAGGAAGUACAGUGGCACAAACUAAAGCGGCAAGACAUGGAGAAUGAUCUCAGUCAUCCAGUAGACGGGGAUGCAUGGAAGGAUUUUGACAAUAUUCAUAAAGACUUUGCCGCUGAUGCCAGGAACAUAAGGCUUGGACUUGCCACAGAUGGUUUUAAUCCCUACGGGAAUAUGAGCAAAUCCUACAGCAUGUGGCCUGUAUUCGUGGUGCCAUACAACCUUCCACCGUGGGCAUGUAUGGAUCAGUCCAACUUCAUGCUGACAUUGCUAAUCCCUGGUCCAUCCUCUCCAGGAAAAGAUUUUGAUGUCUUCAUGGAGCCUUUGAUGGAAGAGCUGCAGGAGCUCUGGAAAGGUAUAAAAUCAUAUGAUGCCAAUAGUCCAGACAAGUUUGAUCUCCGUGCUGCAAUCUUAUGGUGUAUUCAUGAUUAUCCGGCACUGCACACAUUGUCAGGGAGGGCCACAGCUGGUUACCAGGCAUGUGUGCGUUGUGACAAAGAGAAUUGCUCCAAGAAAUUAAGGAACAAAAUCUGUUUUAUUGGGCACCUUCGUUGGCUACCUCUGUCCCAUCCUUGGAGAAAUAGCAAAGAAUACAAUGGUGCUAUUGAAAGGCGUGAGAAGCCAGCAGAAUUCACUCCAGAAGAGCUGAAGGAACAGCUUGAUUGGGUUAGAGAUGUGAUACCAGGCAAGCUUCAGAAGAAAAGGAAACGUGAGGACGGUCAGUGUUGGAGCCGUAGGUCAUGUUUGUGGGACUUGCCAUACUGGGAAGAUCUAAAGCUGAGGCAUAAUCUCGAUGUAAUGCACAUCGAGAAAAACAUCUGUGACAAUCUGAUUGGUACUUUCAUGAACAUACAAGGCAAGACAAAGGACACUGUGAAUUCAAGGCUUGAUUUGGAAGAUAUGGGCAUAAGAGGUGACUUGCAUUUGCAGCCUGUUUCAGCUGACUCUUUUGAGAUGCCACAGGCGUGGUAUACAAUGAGUAAACAAGAAAAAAUUGCAUUUUGUGAAUUCAUAAAAUUUGUUAGGUUUUCAGAUGGGUACGCGUCUAACAUAUCCAAGUGUGUGGCUGCUGAUAAGUGCAAGCUUGAAGGGCUGAAGACCCAUGACUGUCAUAUAUUGCUUCAAAGGAUCUUACCGGCUGGCCUGCGAGGAACAAUCCAUGAAGACAUAUAUGAAGCGGUUGAUGAGCUUGGAAAUUUCUUCAGAGAGCUGUGCUACAAAACACUGAAGAGAGACGUUCUGGACAGACUUGAAAAGGAAAUCAUUGGGAAAAUGCGAAAUGAUGUCUGUCCUGAUCUCUAUGCUUUGGCGUGCAAACCAGAUUUUAUAGUGAGACUAUAUUCUGCAUGUGUUGUUGACAGUGUUCGGUACCAUACUGUUGACCGCGAGAAGAACAGAAAGACACAAAAUAGUGGAAUCGUUUUUGAGGGAGAUCAUGAUGGGAACAACAUUGACUUCUUUGGUCAGCUCAAAUCCAUCAUCAGAUUGCAAUACAACUCCAGCGGUGGCGUCCAUCGGUCAGUUGUCCUCUUCCGGUGUGACUGGUUUGACCUUGGUGGUAGGAAACCCGGGCUCGACGAUGAUGGACACUUCAAAAGUGUUAACACAGAAAAGUUUUGGUACAAGAAUGAUCCUUUCCUUCUGACAUCACAAGCAACCAAGGUCUUUUAUGUGCCAGACACCAAGUUGAAAGGAAAAUGGCAAGUUGUGCAGAAAUUUCACCAUAGACAUCUAUGGAGUGUAAAAGAAAAUGAACAGGGACCCGGUGUUGCUGUACUAUCAUAUCAAGAUGAAGAUUCCAGUCAAGUUCCUGUGCAAGAAAAAGAAGGCACUGCACAGAGUAGGACGAGAAGUGACCAGGAACGUGUGCUACUUGAAAAAGUCAUUGUGGACAAACUGAAGAAACGGAGCAAGGAGGUUGUUCCUGAAGAAAUCGAGGAGGUUGAUGAGACAAUGUAUCAAUAUUGCACUGAUGAUGAUGAUGAUGAUGAUGAUGAUGAUGAUGGAGGAAAUAGGACUAGGAAUCGUCCAGUUUCCGAAGAAGAUGAAUAG
This is a messenger RNA of Lolium perenne, 2424 nucleotides long. NCBI's taxonomy places the organism in Eukaryota, Viridiplantae, Streptophyta, Magnoliopsida, Poales, Poaceae. The record is from RefSeq and is a predicted model, not a curated record.